Molecule: messenger RNA, 486 nt
Organism: Protopolystoma xenopodis
Lineage: Eukaryota; Metazoa; Platyhelminthes; Monogenea; Polystomatidea; Polystomatidae
Source: the annotation of a GenBank genome assembly
AUGACUAACCGUUUGUUUGUGAAGUUCGUCGUUGAGAUCGCCGCAACCCUCUUUAUCCUAUCUACUGUGAUCGUGAGAUCCAAGCCCACCUUCCGUUCAUCCUGUGUUGGAUGUCUUCAUGGCAAGUCUGCACUCGAUACAUUGUAUGGUGAUCUUUUGGUAUUCGCUCAGGUAAAGACUGAUCGAAUCUGCUCCAUCAAACGACAUGAUAGAGAAUCAGCUGAGGACAGGUGCUCCCGCCCGGUUAACAACAAAAUUGCCGACUCCUGGACUGAUGGAGGCGCCAAGUUGGAAGGACUGUCAAGAAGGAUGGCAUUCAAAGAGAAGGGGCGCUACCCAAACCUGAUCCGUCUCCCUUCUGGCUGGAUCGCCUUCAUGGUGGUUGAUCUGAAUAGUCUUCGAGCCAGCGAGUGCCACAAUAUUGCCGAAUUGGGUUAUCGUAAUGGCUACUUGGAUUCUACCUCCGCCUUAAACUUGUAUGUUUGA